GAACCGGAGAACAGACAGAUCAGAACCGGAUCAGAACCGGAGAACAGACGGACCUCCUGGGUGAGGAGAGCUGAGGCGGCACAUUCAUGAAACAAACUACCAGCAGACAGCUUCUCCCCUUCAGGACUCCUCAGAUCUGAUCCCAGAGCACCCGGGGGGGACUGGCCCCCUCAGUCAGCUGAUCUGAAACGUCUCCGUGGAAACAAAGAUGGAGUCCAUGAAAGUCAGAUCCACGAACCUCCAGGAAGAGUAACAGACACUGAAGGAUGGGGGACAGAGAGGGAGGAUGAAGGAGAGAACCAGAACCGGGACAGAACCCGACGCCGGGACCACCUGAAGCUGGACUUUAGGUCUGAAUGGGACCCGGCGUACAGAACCAGGACUCUGAUUUUAAUCUGGGCUGCUCUGAGACACAAAGCGACUGAAGACUGAGGGUGGGAGCUGGAGGAUGAUCUGAGGCUGCAGUGACCUUUGACCCGGCCUCAGGUGCUUCUACAGGUGCUGGGAUGCAGCUGAACCGACCUCGCAGCACCCUGCUGGCCGUCGGGGGCCCGCCUCCCUCCUUCUCCAGCCAGUUCAGCACCAUGAGGUUCUCCUAUCACCUCCACACUGCAGCACAUGGCUGCAACAGCGCCCCCCACAGGACAGGCCCCGCCUCCUCCACCAGCCCCAGCCUGCUGGCUAAGGGCCUCUCUCUGGAGCCGUCCUGCUCUCCUUGUGGCCACCAGGGGGUGCUGGAUGGUGACACUCCGCAGUCUGACUCUGAACCGGGGUCCGGUUCUUUGGAGGAAGGUGCGGAGCCAGUGGAUUGCUGUGUUUCUGUGAACGACACGGGUCCACCAGAACUGCCAGCUACCACGGUAACGGCGCCGAACCGGGUCCGCCCACCGCUGCCGGGACCUAAACCUCAGGUCCCCCCGAAGCCCCCCCACCUCCAACAGCAGGCUGGACUGAUCAGGCCACGCCCCCGAAUCCAAGAGAAGCCCCCACCGCCUCCAGCCCCCUGCAGACCUCUCCCCACAGACCCCCGGGGUGGUUGGACACCUCCCACUCGGACCGAUGGCACCGCCUCCCCCACCUGCGUCCUGUCGCUCAUAGAGAAAUUUGAGCGAGAGCAGAUCAUCGUGGUUCCUGACAUCACCGGGGGGGCUCUGUGUCCCCGCCCCCUGGACCCCCCCACCUCCCGAUCUUCAUCCCCUCUAUCGUCUGCCUCGCCCGCCCCCUCCCGACCCGAGGGGGUGGAGCCAGAUAGGGACCCUGCAGGCGGUGGGGAUGGCGAGCUGUGUGAUGAAGAUGAGGAUAAUGAGGAUGAUGAUGAUGAGGAGGAUGAAGAGCUUGUGGCAGCGUGUCGUGACGAUGUCCAUCAGAAGCGCCUGUCCAUGGAGUCAGGUUACAGCGCCUCUGAGAAGAACCUUGACGAUGAUGUGGUUACCGUGGAAACGGAUGACCAGCAGCCACAGAUACUCCUCGACCAAUCAGAGCUGCCCUCUGAGCGUCUGUCCCUCCCCUCCUCCCAGACGGACGGGAAGCUGGCGAACCGAGACAGCGGCAUUGACAGCAUCAGCUCACCGUCUCACAGCGAGGAGCUCUGCUUCGCCAGCGUGGACGAUGGGGGCGUGGCCUAUCCAUGCAGCCCCGCCCUCCUGCCCCGCCUCUCCAGCUCCUCCUCUACCACCGGGGAGGGGGAGGAGAGGGUGGCCAGGGGAGGGGAGAGGAGGAGGAGGGAGUUCUCCGAGGAGGGAGAUAGCGACCUGGAGGAGGAGGCGGAGCUAACCAUGGUGCUGGUCCCGCCCAAAACAGACAGACAGGACUCUGUGGAGCUGUCUGUCCAUCAGAGGGUCUUCAACAUCGCUAACGAGCUGCUGCUCACAGAGAUCGCCUACGUGUCAAAGCUCCACCUGCUGGACCAGGUUUUCUGUGCCAGACUCCUGGAGGAGGCGCGGUCCCGUUCCUCCUUCCCGUGCGACGUGGUCCAGGGGAUCUUCUCCAACAUCUGCUCCAUCUACUGCUUCCACCAGCAGUUCCUGCUGCCUGCACUGCAGAAGCGCAUGGAGGAGUGGGACUCCAACCCUCGGAUCGGAGACAUCCUCCAGAAGCUGGCUCCUUUCCUGAAGAUGUACGGAGAGUAUGUGAAGAACUUUGACCGAGCCAUGGAGCUGGUGAACAUCUGGAUGGAGAGGUCCACUCAGUUCAAGGCCAUCAUUCAGGAGAUCCAGAGGGAGGAGCGCUGCGGGAACCUGACCCUGCAGCACCACAUGCUGGAGCCGGUCCAGAGGAUCCCCCGCUACGAGCUUCUGCUCAAAGACUACCUGAACCGGCUGCCUGAGGACGCCCCGGACCGCAGGGACGCCCAGAAGUCUCUGGAGCUGAUCGCCACGGCCGCAGAACACUCCAACGCCGCCAUCAGGAAGAUGGAGCGAAUGAGGAAGUUGUUGAAGGUGUACGAGCUUCUGGGAGGAGAGGAGGACAUCGUUAACCCGACUAAUGAGCUCAUCAAAGAAGGACACAUCCUCAAACUGUCCAAUAAGAACGGCACCACGCAGGACCGAUACCUAAUCCUGUUUAACGACAGACUGCUCUACUGUGUCCCAAAGCUGCGUCUGAUUGGCCAGAAGUACAGCGUCCGAGCUCGCAUCGACGUGGAAGGCAUGGAGCUGAAGGAGACGAGCGGCGUUGCUGUUCCCUGCAGGACGUUCCUGGUGUCUGGGAAGCAGAGAUCUUUGGAGCUGCAGGCCAGGACCGAGGAGGAGAAGAAGGACUGGAUCCAGGCUAUCCAGGCCACCAUUCAGCGCCACGAGCAGACGAUGGAGAGCUUCAGAUACCUGACCUGUUCGCUGCGUGAUGACGAGUCCACCCCGCCUCACUCCCCGAGUUGCGUGGAGUUGGGAAAACGAGCUCCAACCCCGAUCAGAGAGAAGGAAGUAACUCUGUGCAUGAAGUGUCAGGAGCCGUUCAACUCCAUCACCAAGAGACGGCACCACUGCAAAGCCUGCGGACACGUGGUUUGUGGAAAAUGCUCCGAGUUUCGCGCUCGUUUGUCGUACGACAACAACCGGACCAACCGUGUUUGUGUAGACUGCUAUAUCACUCUGGUGGGAGUCUCGCCUUCGCCAGGAGGACUGAGCAGCAGCACUCAGAGGAGGCGCUCCAUCCUGGAGAAACAGGCCUCGCUGGCAGCAGAGAACAGUGUGAUUUGUAGUUUUCUUCACCACAUGGAGAAAGGAGGGGGGCGCGGCUGGCAGAAGGCGUGGUGCGUCAUCCCUGAAAACGAGCCGCUGGUGCUCUACAUCUACGGCGCUCCACAGGAUGUGAAGGCGCAGCGUAGCAUCCCUCUGAUUGGCUUUGAGGUCUCUCAGCCUGAGUCAUGUGAUCGCCUGGAACGGCGACACGCCUUCAAGAUUUCCCAGAGUCACCUGACUCUUUACUUCAGCGCAGAGGGGGAGGAGCUACAGCGCAGAUGGAUGGACGUCCUAUCGAGAGCCGGCAGAGGGGAGGAGCCUUUGAUCCAUCAGCCAAUCGUGGAGAGCGUGGAGGAAGAAGGGGAGGAGCUUAGUGCUGAGGUGGAAGGAGAGAACACUUGAUUUUACUGGAGCUAAAACGUUGAAGUUGAUGAUGAUGACGCAUCAUGAAAGUCUGUCCUGAUUGGAAAGCAGAAUACGAUAACUAGAUCCUGAAAGAGUUUACAAUUUACCCAAAACCAAACCGCAAAGCAAACCUAGAACCACAAGUCAAUCUGAGCUCACAACAGUUAAGAUCUAAACUAAUCCAGGAACAAACCAGGACAGCUAGAAGAAAUCUAGAACUAAUUCACGUAUCAUCCAAAUCA
Molecule: messenger RNA, 3826 nt
Organism: Cyprinodon variegatus (sheepshead minnow)
Lineage: Eukaryota; Metazoa; Chordata; Actinopteri; Cyprinodontiformes; Cyprinodontidae
Gene: fgd1
Product: FYVE, RhoGEF and PH domain containing 1
Exons: 18
Coding region: 507-3581 (1024 amino acids)
Biological process (GO): cytoskeleton organization; filopodium assembly
Cellular component (GO): cytoplasm
Molecular function (GO): metal ion binding; guanyl-nucleotide exchange factor activity
Source: RefSeq, a predicted model, not a curated record